Aspergillus wentii DTO 134E9 is the source of this 462-nucleotide messenger RNA. Its product is annotated as mitochondrial 54S ribosomal protein uL11m. NCBI's taxonomy places the organism in Eukaryota, Fungi, Ascomycota, Eurotiomycetes, Eurotiales, Aspergillaceae. Gene Ontology annotation, molecular function: large ribosomal subunit rRNA binding; structural constituent of ribosome. The record is from RefSeq and is a predicted model, not a curated record. The transcript is spliced from 2 exons. Gene Ontology annotation, biological process: translation. The coding region runs from base 1 to 462 and encodes 153 amino acids. Gene Ontology annotation, cellular component: ribosome; mitochondrial large ribosomal subunit.
AUGGCGAAGAAAGCAUUGGCCAAGGAUCAAAUCGUGAAGCUCAUCGUGGGCGCCGGACAGGCGAGUCCCAGUCCCCCGGUCGGUCCAGCUCUGGGUAGCAAAGGUGUUAAGAGUAUGGAUUUCUGCAAGGAGUUUAAUGCCCGAACAGCACACAUCAACACCGGUGUCCCAGUCCCCGCGCGUGUCACCGUCCGUCCAGACCGUUCCUUCACCUUUGACCUCCGCACCCCAACCACGACCUGGCUUUUAUUGCAGUCGGCCAACGUGGAACCUCGCAAGAACCGAAUCCGUGGCGCUAUGAACCCGGGCCACGAGACUGUUGGCAAGGUCUCGUUGAAGCAUGUGUAUGAGAUUGCUCAGAUCAAACACUCGGAGAUGAGAUUAUCGGGGUUGUCUCUGCCGGGAUUGUGCAAGAGUAUCAUUGCACAGGCCAAGUCGAUUGGAAUUCAGGUUGUCCCAUAA